AUGGCAACGGAUUUAAAAGUAAACACUAAUGUCCUUGAAAACUUUGAUUCUUCGCGAGUCGAGGAAUGGCUCGAAUUGUGUAACUCUACCGACGAUUUUCAUUUGGUCAUCAACAAGGAAAUUUUACAGAAUAUGUUGGCUGCGUUUACAACGAAAAUCAACGAAGACACUAAAAAGUAUUACUGGGAAGAGAUGAAUAAAAGGAUCGACGCAUACGACAAACUUUACGCGGAGAUGGACAAGAAGAGACCAAAUGAGAAUUCCGUCCGCGAACAAACUCGGAUGGAGAAAGUCUUCAAUGAAAGAUUUCAGAAGGAUGCCGCUGAGCUUCAACAACAGAUCGAGGCCCUUGAAUACGAGUUAAAGAAAAAACCUAAAGAACUCGAGGAACACGUCUCUGCCGAAGAUGCCGAGUUUUACAUCAAUAAAUUACAACAAGACAUCGCUGUCUUACAAAACGAGAAACAAGAGUAUGAAGCAAACACAGACCCUUUAAUUCAGAAACACAAUAACCUCAUACCUGAGUAUAAUAGAGUCUUUGUCCAAUACAACAAACUCAGAGAAAGAGUUUACCAACUCCCCGAAUUCAAACAAGAAUAA
Messenger RNA from Entamoeba invadens IP1, 600 nucleotides. RefSeq lists its product as hypothetical. The record is from RefSeq and is a predicted model, not a curated record. Bases 1 to 600 code for a protein of 199 amino acids. The transcript has a single exon. NCBI's taxonomy places the organism in Eukaryota, Evosea, Mastigamoebida, Endamoebidae.